AUGCCCGGGAAACCGCCCCUUUAUACUGAUUUAAAUUCGAUAUUGUCUAUUAACUUGAUAUUUGAUAUUUCAGAUGACAGACAAAUGUGGGAGUGGGACCCAUAUGAAACAUCUCAGAAAAGAGAUUUUAUUUAUCGACCCAGUUCAUCAACACCAGUUUUACCGUAGGCCUGAAAAGAUUAUUGACUAUUCAUGAAUUAAUUUCCAUUUCAUUAUAUUGUUUAUAUUAUUCACAUUUAGGCUAUGGCUUACUAUACAUUUUCCCCAUUUGUGAAAUCCUUUUCAGUCCUACAACGACAAGAGCCUAUAUAAACUCCUAUGCUCUAGCAGGUCCUGUGGGCGCCACUGUGUACAAUGAGGAAUUCUGUUGGAAGCCAGCCGCUAAACCUGACAGCAUUCGCACAGGAUCAGCCUCUGGGAACAGGAGGAACAACCCACAUCCCAGUCAGGUACAGAGCCACAUCCACACUCAAUCCUCUGGACAUGAAGUAUUUAGUAAAGUCCCAGUCUGCUGUCCCCACUUGCUUCAAGAUGUCCACCAUUGUUCCUGUACCCAAGAAAGCAAAGGUAACUGUACUAAAUGACUAUCGCUCCGUAGCACUCACUUCUGUCAUCAUGAAGUGCUUUGAGAUUCUAGUUAAGGAUCUUAUCACCUCUACCUUACCUGACACCCUAGACACACUUCAAUUUGCUCACCGCCCCAAAAGAUCCACAGACGAUGCGAUCGCCAUCGCACUACACACUGCCCUAUCCCAUCUGGACAAGAGGAAUACCUAUGUAAGAGUGCUGUUCAUUGACUAUAACUCAGCCUUCAACACCAUAGUACCCUUCAAGCUCAUCAUUAAGCUCGGGGCCCUGGGUCUGAACCCUGCCCUGUGCAACUGGGUCCUGGACUUCCUGACGGGCCACCCCCAGGUGGUGAAGGUAGGAAACAACACCUCCACUUCGCUGAUCCUCAACACUGGGGCCCCACAAGGGUGCGUGCUCAGCCCCUCCUGUACUCCCUGUUCACCCAUGACUGCGUGGCCAAGCACGCCUCCAACUCAAUCAUCAAGUUUGCAGACGACACAACAGUGGUAGGCCUGAUUACCAACAAUGAUGAGACAGCCUACAGGAAGGAGGUGAGGGCCCUGGUGGAGUGGUGCCAGGCAAAUAACCUCUCCCUCAACGUCAACAAAACAAAGGAGCUGAUCGUGGACUUCAGGAAACAGCAGAGCGAGCACGCCCCUAUCCACAUCGACGGGACCGCAGUGGAGAAGGUGGAAAGCUUCAAGUUCCUCGGGCUGACAAUCUGAAAUGGUCCACCCACAUAGACAGUGUGGUGAAGAAGGAGCAACAGAAAUUUGGCUUGACCCUCAGAAACUUUUACAGAUGCACAAUUGAGAGCAUCCUGUCGUGCUGUAUCACCGCCUGGUACGGCAACUGCACCGCACACAACCGCAGGGCUCUCCAGAGGGUGGUGCGGUCUGCCGAACGCAUCACCGGGGGCAAACUACCUGCCCUCCAGGACACCUACAACACCCGAUGUCACAGGAAGGCCAAAAAGAUCAUCAAGGACAUCAACCACCCGAGCCACGGCCUGUUCACCCCGCUAUCAUCCAGAAGGCGAGGUCAGUACAGGUGCAUCAAAGCUGGGACCGAGAGACUGAAAAACAGCUUCUAUCUCAAGGCCAUCAGACUGUUAAAUAGCCAUCACUAGCCGGCUACCACCCGGCUAGUCAACCCUGCACCUUAGAGGCUGCUGCCCUAUAUGCAUAGACAUGGAAUCACUGGCCACUUUAAUAAUGGAACACUAGUCACUUUAAUAAUGUCACUUUAAUAAUGUUUACAAACUGCUUUUCCCAUCUCAUAUGUAUAUACUGUAUUCUAUUCUACUGUAUUUUAGUCAAUUCCACUCAGACAUUGCUCGUCCUAAUAUUUAUAUAUUUCUUAAUUCCAUUAUUUUAUUUUUAGAUUUGUGUAUUGUUGUGAAUUGUUAGAUACUACUGCACUGUUGGAGCUAGGAACACAAGCAUUUCGCUGUAUGUGACCAAUACAAUUUGAUUUGAUUUGAUAUAAAAAAAAAUCCUAAGAGUGCAGGGUGCCAUCUGUGAAGCAUCCCUGUUAUUACUACGUUCUUAUUAUUGUACCUGCCACGACUUCCUCCGAAGCUGCCUCCUUGCCUUGUUCAGGCAGGCUUCGGCGUUCGUCGUCACCGGUCUUCUAGCCACUGCCGCUCCUCAUCUCAUCAUUCCAUUUGUUUUGUCUUGUUUAUUACACACACCUGGUUUCAAUUCCCCUCACCAGUACCUGUAUAAGUGUUCCCUCUGCCCCCUUGUCUUUGUGUGUGAUUGUUUAUUUUGGAGGUUAGUUUAGCUCGGUGGAGCGCUUGUAUUUUGUAUCGCCGGGAUAUUCACCCGUGUGCCUUGUUGUUUCCAGUGCGCUGUAUAUUUCCGCACUUGAGUGUUUGACGCAUUGCUGCGUACCGCUGUGUCAACGGAAUAAUCCUGUUAUUCUGUGAUUUACCCUCCUGUGCCUGACUCCUUCAAAUCACAUCACCACAGUCCCUCUAUCCUUAAUUACUUAUAAUUCUAAACUCUUUAGGCAGCGAUGUAUUGUAUGAAAGGUGCUAAACAUUAUAAAUGUUUUCCAGUCAUUCAUGGUGUGGCGACUUCCCAAGGGCCUGAAGCAGAGCUCUGCAUGUGGUUGGUCCCCCUGGAAAAGUCCUCCUUUUGAGGAAGAGAUCCGAAACGCUCUGACUGCCCAGUACCGGUCCACCUACCAAACUGACUACCUGGGCAUGCCUCAAGGUAGAGAGACCAGGGGGCAUAUCUGUCAAUCAUCUUAGAGUAGGAUUGCUGAUCUAUGAUCAGGUUCCCCCCCUCUCCGUGUAAUCUUAUUCAUUAAGUUGUAAAAGGCUAAACUGAUCCUAGAUCAGCACUCCUACCCCGAGAGGCUUUAUGAAUAUAGGCUCUGAUCUGUGUCUGAAAUUAUACCCACACAACUUUUGUCCAGAGCCACACCCUGUUUCGAAGUACUGGUUGUUUCAAAGUUCUCCCCACCAUGAGUAUCUCUAUGACAGAGUAUGAUACUGUAAUAAUAUACAUUACAUUACAUUACAUAUCUAAUAUAUGUAGGCUUACAGAAACUGUAAGGGGAAAAAAACAACUAUAGGUGGCUCAAACUGAAGACGGAACCCCCCCCAAAUAAAUAUUUACCAGGAUUCAAUCAAUCAAUCAAUCAAUCAGAUAGGGCUAUUCCUGAUAGCAGAAGUGUUUUUUAAUUGUACUGCACAUAAUAUAAUUAUCAGUGAAGUUGCAUGCACUAGAUGACUUCUCAGCCAGGUUUGUGUCCGAACUUAACAGGUCUUGCCAUGUAACGGUUCAGUUUCGAAAUAACUCUUCUGUGGAACUAAAGCGCAAUUCUGAAAGCGCUAUCUGGAAACCAUUACCUGCAAUUGAUUGAAUCCCGGUAAUUAUGAGUUUUGGGGGGUUUUGUCUUUGAGCAUUAGACAGCAGAACAACUUCACUCUAGUUGUUUGUUUCCCCUUACAGCGUUCCCCUUACAACUUUUCUCUUGUACACUUCCGUCUUUUUACAGGACUUCAGUUGAACCACCCGAUUCUCGCUCCGCUGAACCACAAACGCCAAGUCCCUCACUGCACGCACACAGAGAUGAGGCACAACUACCGCCAGCCCAGGCAACAGUCUGAACUGCAGGGCAACAUGUCUCGCUACGGCAGUAACGCACUGCACGGCGUGGCCCCCAAGGGUAUAGGUAAGUUAUGGGCUGCCUGGCUGCAUCCUAUGAGUAGAGUGAAGUUGCCCCUAGACAGUGAUCUUGAGUCAGUUUUGUAUUUUCCCCACUAAUCGUUAAGGUUAGGAUUGGGGGAGGGGAAGCUGAUCCUAGAUCUGUACCUAGUGGAAACACGAGCCAUCCUAUAAGGCAGUGGUGGCCACUGAUUGGCUGAAUACCCGGGGCACGAGGUGCUUGGAGUUGUCAACAAAGCAGCAUGACAGAAAUAUGAUGCCAAGUUUUUGAACUACCAGUAGUUUCUUUGAGAAGAUAUAUAAAGCGAUCUGUGCAUUUGAACAACAGCAUAAAUACACCUAUUUCACUUUUGCAUGUCAAAAACUGAAUGACCACUGCUGCACAUGCUGCCACUGUUUUCAACAGAUUAGAUUAUACUAUUUAGAACGAGCAGUCAGCUCACUUCACUUCAUGGACCAGUGCACUAGGGAGAACGCAACAAGCAUACAGAUGCAAUAAGUGAAAACACAUUAUCUAACUGGAGAUAGCUAGCUAACAUAAUGUCACAAAGCAUGAUGCGCUAGCCAGUUAAUUUUCAUUCUGAAAUAACUUCAUAUUUCCGAUUUAGUCAGAUAUUCGUUUAGAAAGUAUUGAAAUCGGCAUAGGAGCUAACUAACUAGAAAGCUAUAGCUAGCUAGCUGCUUAUCAGAGGUAGAUAACUGGUUAAUUUGACCAAAAAAUCUAAUUGUUUCUCAAGAUUACUGUAGCUGGCUAAUUAAUUUGAUAAUGCUUUGUGAAUCAUCCGGUUUUCUGCUGUUUUAGUCCACACAACAUGUUGCCCUAUCACCUACAGUAGAACCUGAUGAACAACAUGGGGGGAAACAAUCAAAUUGUCCAUGCUUUUUUGUCCUACCAGAUCCGCGAUGAGAAAGUUCUAGCUAGUUUAUCCCUCUGUCCUUUGACUCUUGUUGGAGGUAGUUGUCCGGUUUAUCAGGUCCCAGGCUCCCAUGACUAUUACGAUGAUUUAUUUACAAGUUAAUUAUUGCUUUUUGCUUUAGCGCCGUCUGUACCUGAUAGACCAGAUCUAGUCUCACGUGCAGAAGUAAGCCGUCUGGCACGAGAGACUCAUUUGAAUUGCAGCAAAUGUGCUUUAAAACUGCUAAAUGAUCUAUAUGACCCAUGACAAAAUGUGUAGGAAAUUAACUCUAAAAUGCACAAGGUGGGGCCCCCCCCAACAAAAUGUAGCCUAGGACCUCCAACAGGCGAGGGCUGGCUCUGACUGCAUGUGUGGGUAUGAAUGUUGGUAUGCAGACUGUGGUCCCUCAUGAUGAGUUCGGAUUUUUUGUGGCCCCCACCCCCAUCAAAGUUGCCCAUCCCUGAUAUACGGAAUAGGGUGCCAUUUAAUAUUUUCCCACGCUGCACAAUGUUGCUCAUGGCUUAACUCAGGGGUAAAAUACCUACCUGGCUAAUCACUUAGAGCUCUCAGUGUAUCUCUCACCCCUUUCUGUUCCAGUUCCUACUGUUGUUCAUGGUCACAUCCACAACCAGGAGAACAGGUCCCAGUUGACCACCUACGACAGACACUUUGGAGGGAAAACGACUGAUGUCUCGGCCGUGCUCCGCUCUCUACAACCCCAAGUGCUCCAGCAGUUCUGCAGACAUCUACCUGACAAAGGUGAGCUAUGGACUCUUAUUAUCAACUCUGACCCUAUACUCCUAGUUACAAAUCACUUCCCUGUUUGGUUGCUUGAAGUUGCCAAUAAAUGCUGAUACUGGGUCAGUUUUGCAUUUUCCCCACUAAUGGUUAAGGUUAGGAUUGGGGCAGGGGAAUCUGAUCCUAGAUCUGUACCUAAGGGAAACUUCACCCUGUAUUUAUGUUGACUGAUGUGUUGUUGUGUUUACAGAUAAGGAGGUUGUGCAGACAUUUUUGCACCGAGCGCCCCCUGUCGGCCAGGUGAAGAGAGGGCCAAAGCCACAUGUCCUCCCUCCUGCGUUGUCCAGGUCAGAGUGGACGUCUGA
This is a messenger RNA of Coregonus sp. 'balchen', 5748 nucleotides long. Lineage: Eukaryota; Metazoa; Chordata; Actinopteri; Salmoniformes; Salmonidae. The record is from the annotation of a GenBank genome assembly.